Messenger RNA from Mya arenaria, 734 nucleotides. RefSeq lists its product as uncharacterized. The record is from RefSeq and is a predicted model, not a curated record. Bases 84 to 734 code for a protein of 216 amino acids. NCBI's taxonomy places the organism in Eukaryota, Metazoa, Mollusca, Bivalvia, Myida, Myidae. The transcript is spliced from 3 exons.
UUUUUAACGACUUGAAACCUGAUGAAAUCGUUGACAAAGCCCUUGCAUUUAUUCAACCAAUAUGUGUUGAUGGAGUUCAUACGAUGGUAGUUAUUGGAACAGAUGUGAUAAAUAAAGCGACCAUUGUGAGAAAGUUUCAGAACGCUGCUGAAUGUUCAGGAAUGACACACAUUGAAGCUAUUGGACACGCAUGUGCACAAAAUGACACACAGCCACACAUUUUGUUGAAUAUGGACGAUCACAAAGUCUGCUUUUUCACAUCCCUUUCUAGUCAACAAGCAACUGAAACUGACCCGCUUGAUAUCUUCAACUACAUCGGAGAUAAAUGUUUGAAACAACUGCAGCGACAAUAUACGUUUAAACAGAAUGAUAAAAGGGACGGCGAAAUAAACAAUGUUUCAGAACAGCUAGAAAGUAAACUACUUACAUUUAAUGGAGAUGAGGACAUUCAUAUUUCUGUGCUUGAUUCAUGUUAUGUUAGCUGCGCUAACACAGAGGGAGUUGAUGUUAUAGAAGUCCCAAAAGCUGUUGUCAAUGACAUGCUUUGCAAAGAAAUUGAGGACUAUGUCCUAGCUGCUUUUACAGCAUAUGGGUUUACUGAAUAUGCUGUCUUUCAUCUUUAUGGUGCUUCGCCAUUUUGUCUGAAACUGCAAACCACGCUGCCGAAUACUCUCGGAGACAAUAUUACCAUUCGCAAGUGCGUUAUAAAAACAACCAGAACGAAUUUUACAUGA